Molecule: messenger RNA, 1008 nt
Organism: Salvia hispanica
Lineage: Eukaryota; Viridiplantae; Streptophyta; Magnoliopsida; Lamiales; Lamiaceae
Biological process (GO): regulation of DNA-templated transcription
Molecular function (GO): DNA binding; DNA-binding transcription factor activity
Source: RefSeq, a predicted model, not a curated record
CCGCCAAACACUACGUACCUUUCUCUCUUUUCCCCCUUCCCAAAAGUAGCUCUUUCUAUCCCUCCCACCCCACUCAAAAACCAAUCCCUAAUCUCUCUCUCUCUCUUCCCUCUCUCUGCAUCGAUCUCUUUCUCCACCUCUACCUGUGUAAUUAAUGGAUGCUGCUCAGUGGCCACAGGGAAUUGGAGUUGAAUGCUCAAGAAACUCAGAGAAGAAGCCAAGGCCACAAAAGGAACAGCCUUUGAACUGCCCAAGAUGCAAAUCCACCAACACAAAGUUUUGCUAUUACAACAAUUACAGCCUCUCCCAACCUAGGUACUUUUGUAAGAGCUGCAGAAGGUAUUGGACUGAAGGUGGAACUCUCAGAAAUGUCCCAGUUGGUGGAAGCUCUAGAAAAAACAAAAGAUCUUCUUCUUCUUCUUCUUCUUCUUCAUCUUCCACAAAGAAAUUGGCCCCACCACCUCAAAUUCAAAACCCUAAGAUCCACGAUGGGAAACAAUCUUACCACGAUCCGCCUCUCUACAGUGGAAUUUCUGAGCUAGUGGCUUUGCCAUUCACUCUCCAACCUCAAAACCCUAAUUUGCUCAGCUCAAUCAUUUCUGCUCCGGUUCACAAUUCCAACCCGGUGGUCUCCUCCGGUUUCCCUCUCGAAAACCGGUUUGGGAACUUACAGCAAGCAGUUCAAGGCGAUCCACCGAUCAUUUUCCCGUUUGAAGCGGUUGGAAAUCAAGAAAUUGAGCGUGAUUCGAACGGAUUUUGGACCGGGAUGCUCCCCGGCGGUUCAUGGUGAAACUAUGUACGUAAUUAAUCGUUUACUACUACUACUACUACUAUAUAUUUCAUCUUAAUUAACAAUGUUUAGUCAAGAUAUAGUAAUGUUUACUAGUUUGUGUUGAUGGAUUUAAUUUGUUCUUGAUUGAUUUAAAUGGUGAUGACUGAUGAGUGGUACGAUCAGUAUAGCUGAGAGUACAACUCAUGUUUAUUAUAUAUACUCCAUAUAGGUCGAUC